Molecule: messenger RNA, 3369 nt
Organism: Chara braunii
Lineage: Eukaryota; Viridiplantae; Streptophyta; Charophyceae; Charales; Characeae
Source: the annotation of a GenBank genome assembly
UACAGUUUUGCAUGUCCAUAUCUUCACCUGGCCAGGCCUCGGCUGCCGUUGCUGUUCCAUGGGGUAUUGGAGGGGGGCGGGGUGUGAGGGGAAAUUUGGGUGUAGGAGCGAUAAGUUGUGGGGCUGUGAGGGAGGGGGCUCUUGUUUGGGGGGGGAAGUGCAAAGCUGGAGUGCAGAGUCCGGUGUGAGGGGUGUUUGCAGCUUAGCGAUGUACCUAUGGGAGUGGAGGGAGUGGAGGAAGUGGGGGUUCUGUGGUCUCGCGUGCGCGCAGCAAUAUCUCUCGAUCGACUUUUCGGCACUGUGGAGGUGUUGUGCUGGUGAUUUGCUGAGCCGCGCUGGUACGUCGUCGUUGCGAAUCAAACGCGGGGAUCGAGAGUUUUGGCUUCGACUCCGGAGUCAACGUCUUGCGCGUCAUGGCGAGUUUAUCAGCGACCAGCUUGUUGAACACAGUGCCGUUGCGCCUGGAGAUGGCUGCGGCGGCUGGAUGGAAGAACAGCGGGCGAGCGCUCCCUGCUCGUUCGACGUCGGCACUGGCAUACCUUUCAGGGAAUUGCUCACGUGGGGACCUCAGCAGGACACGUGGCGUCAUGAACGGCCUGAGAGAUUGGUGCCAUUGUAUGACGCCGAUGGAGCAACACUCGCCCGGUCGUUUGGGGCGAGGGCCCAAGCUCAGGGGAAGGAAGGAGGGUCGACCGGCGGAUCGCAAAGAGACGCGAGGGGAGGCGACGCCUCGAGGGCUGGGGGAGCGGGCAGCACAGCAGGUGCAGCGGGUAGCGCAGGAGGGGCAGGGAGUACAGGACAGGGCUCUGGAACUGCCGGAGGUGGAGCGGGGGCGACUUCAGGAACCGGGACCACGGGAGGAGGUGGAGCGGGGACGACUUCAGGAGCCGGGACCACGGGACGGACGGGAUCAUCUGGAGCGGGAGCGGGGACUACAGGGGCCACGAGUGGCACUGAUUUGACGACACGCGGCUUGGGCGGGAGAGGUCUCAGUCGAGCCAUCGAUCGGCCUGGGCUGUUUGGCGGGCUCGCGGGACCAUUAGACUUGUGGACUUCGCCAGCGACUUCCGUUCGCCAGAUGAUGGAUUUGAUGGAUCGUCUCACGGAUGACACGUCUUUGGGCCGUUCUGGAGUGGGCAGGCUGAUGGGAGAUCAGAUCCGGGGAUCGACCCGUUUGCCGUUGGAGUGGCGUGAGACGGACGACAAGUUUCUGUUCCGAAUGGAUAUGCCGGGCGUUAAAAAGGAGGAGGUGAAGGUGCGGGUGGAAGGGGAGAACACGCUGGUCGUAAACGCGGAGCAUCAUCGUAGGGCGGACGAAGGCGAGCAUGUAGAGGACGGAGACAGAAUAGAGAGCGAGGCACGGUACUCUUCACGGAUCAGUCUGCCAGAUCAUGUGAAGGCGAACGAAAUCAGGGCGGAUUUCAAGGACGGCGUUUUGCACGUCGUCAUUCCCAAGGAGAAGGCGCCGGAAAGGAGGGUCGUCGACGUCUCGAUCUCUUGACGUGUCGGUCUACGAGGUCCUAAUUGUUAGCGAAGACACCGUGUAUGCUCUACGGAUCGCUCUGCCAGAAGGUCAAGGCGAGAACGAGAUCAGGGCGGGAUUUCAAGGACGGUGGUUGGUUGGCCACGAAGGUUAUAAACGUGUGAAAGUUUUGUAGAUUGGUGAUGGUAGAGUCAUCGGUCAAUUUGGUCGCUGAAAUAGAAAGUAGGAGGAAGCAUGACUUGGUGGUGGUGGGGGGGGGAUGGGAGGGGAUUACCUCGUCCCCCGAACGUAACGGGUAUGCGUUUAGAGGUUCCGAGUAUCUCGAAAAGAUCGCUGUUCGAAUAGAACGCACAUGCGUUGUAUUAGAACGCACAUGCGUUGUAUUCUAUUCGCUCAAUUUGGUGAGUAUUAUGAAAGUAGGAGUAAGCAUGAGUUGGCGGAAAGGAAAAGGAUGACGAACAUAACGCAUGUGCGUCGUUGGAGUUUGUCUUCUUUUUGUAGAAUAAAUCGCUGUUGAAAUAGAACGCACAUGCGUAUGCAGUGAUCGUUACGGAUAGAUUGCUGGGUUGGGGCUUAGAAUAUAGCAAAUAAAAAAUGGAUAGGCAAAUUUUCUAGUGUACGUGUUAGUGUGUGCCAAAUUUUCUAGUGUACGUGUUAGUGUGUGCGUGUACGUGUUAGUGUGUGCGUGGUAUGGUAUAUAAAAUUUGACCACAUUGCUCCUGUCCGUUGGAACAGAACGCACAUGCGUUAUGAUCGUUGCAGAUAGAUUGCUGGGCUGGGGUAUAGAAUAUAGCAAAUGUAGUGGAUAGGCUAAUUUUCUAGUGUACGUGUUAGUGUGUGCGUGGUAUGGUAUAUGAAAUUUGACCACAUUAUAUAGUGGAUAGGAAAUUUCUAGUGCACGUGUUAGUGUGUGCGUGCUAUGGUAUUUUUCCUGUCCGUCCCCUUUUUUUCCGUCUCUUCCCCUGAUGUAUCUCUGGCUGUGCGUGAAGGUCAUCCUGUCCAGAUUUGACAGGCAAUUGAAUUGGUUGGGCAGCAACUUGGGCUUCAAAAAAAUUAGCCUUUGAAACCCAGAAAAUAAAAUAAAAAAAUAGACGUGGGAAUUGGAUAUGUGAAGUAGUCAUCAAGUCAGAGCUACUGCUUACGACGGUAGAUUGCACCAGAUCGCAAAAAUACCGCACAGCAGACAGAUAAGACAAGAUAGAGGAGGUGGUACAAGGCGGGCACAGCUUUGCACCAGAUCGCAAAAAUACCGCACAGCAGACAGAUAAGACAAGAUAGAGGAGGUGCCACCAGGCAGGCACAGCUUUAACUACUUGCGAAACAUGAAAACGUUCGAGUGAUGGAGGUGCUUUUUUCCCUUAGAACAUGUCGAAGUCCAUAUCCACUCGUGCACUGAUGUGUUGGGCCACGUGACAGAUUCUUGUCUUUCCGAUUCAGAUCUGUCAUUUACCGAUGUCACGUGGCAGAUUCUCUUGGAUUCUGUUAGCCGUUGUCACAGACUCACAGAAAUGAUGCCAGCUGAGCUCUUUAUGGGUUCUUGCCGUAUAUCGUUGAUACAGAAAUGAUGCCAGCUGUGUUGUUUUCUGCAGAGGUUUUCAUCAAGUUGGGUGUGCAUGGCAUUCCGCCAGCCCCUACCCCUCGCGCCCCCCCCAAAAAAAAAACCCCAAGUGCAUGGGAGGAGGUCACUGUCAAACUACCGUCUUCCCCCGAAUACAACGCACUCCCCAUUUCGGUUGUACCUGACCGGAGAUAUGGCUCGUAUAUACAUUCAUAAGAGGAUGCGUUAUGUACGAGGGAAGACGGUAGGCGUCAUGGAUUCUGGGGGAAAAGGCUUGUACCGGGUAUUUUUUAUCAUUCCGCCGAAUGCAACGUUUCCCCAUUUCGUC